Molecule: messenger RNA, 5190 nt
Organism: Ipomoea triloba (trilobed morning glory)
Lineage: Eukaryota; Viridiplantae; Streptophyta; Magnoliopsida; Solanales; Convolvulaceae
Product: myosin-6-like
Exons: 39
Coding region: 333-4865 (1510 amino acids)
Biological process (GO): actin filament organization; vesicle transport along actin filament
Cellular component (GO): vesicle; cytoplasm; myosin complex
Molecular function (GO): actin filament binding; microfilament motor activity; ATP binding
Source: RefSeq, a predicted model, not a curated record
ACCAAACCAGAACUGGAGGAGACGAAGAAAAGAAACAAGGAGAAACAGACCAAACACAAAGACAACAAAACACAGAAGAGGAGCGAGGCUUCAAUAUCCCUACGAUUUUUCAAAUUUUCAUCGAAAAAUCGAGAAAAAGGUGAACGGAAACAGCUAAAUUUUAUAGCUAGAUCUUGUCCACGAAUAUCACACCGAAGCGCCUCGAAAGGAGAAGCUGGUAGCUCAUAGUUGUAGUGCUCGCAAUUUGAAGUGGAGCAUUGGUGCUUUGAUCUGAUUGGAGAGCUGAACGAAACGCCGCCAGAUUAUCUGAUCUGACGGCAGUUACAAGAGAAAUGGCUGCUUCAAUAAGCUUAGGAGUUGGGUCUCUUGCUUGGCUGGAGGAUCCUGAUGUAGCCUGGAUAGAUGGGGAAGUUUUGGAGGUCAAAGGUGAAGAUGUCAAGGUUCUUUGUACAUCAGGGAAAACGGUUGUUGUUAAAUCUUCAAACGCCUACCCUAAAGAUGCUGAAGCUCCAUCUUGUGGUGUUGAUGAUAUGACAAGGCUGGCUUAUUUGCAUGAACCAGGAGUUCUUCAUAAUUUAAAAUCCAGAUAUGAUAUUAAUGAAAUAUAUACUUAUACAGGGAAUAUUUUAAUUGCUGUCAAUCCUUUUAGAAGAUUACCUCAUCUCUAUGAUACACAUAUGAUGGCACAAUAUAAAGGUGCUGCCUUCGGGGAGUUGAGUCCCCAUCCCUUUGCUGUUGCAGAUGCAGCAUAUAGACUAAUGAUUAAUGAAGGAGUAAGCCAGUCAAUAUUGGUUAGUGGUGAGAGUGGAGCUGGCAAAACAGAAAGCACAAAACAAUUAAUGCGUUAUCUUGCUUACAUGGGAGGCAGAGCUGCAACUGAUGGGAGGACCGUUGAACAGAAAGUCCUGGAGUCUAAUCCUGUUCUUGAAGCUUUCGGUAAUGCGAAAACUGUCAGAAACAAUAACUCAAGUCGUUUUGGUAAGUUUGUGGAAAUUCAGUUCGAUCAGAGGGGAAGGAUUUCUGGAGCUGCCAUACGAACUUACUUGCUGGAAAGGUCUCGGGUUUGUCAAGUGUCUGAUCCCGAGAGAAAUUAUCAUUGUUUCUAUAUGCUCUGUGCUGCACCAGCUGAGGAUGUUCAAAGGUACAAACUUGGGAAUCCAAGGACAUUUCAUUAUCUGAAUCAAUCAAAUUGCUAUGAGUUGGAUGGGCUUGAUGAUUCCAAAGAAUACUUGAUAACAAGAAAGGCAAUGGAUGUUGUUGGAAUACAUUCUGAAGAACAGGAUGCUAUAUUCAGAGUUGUAGCUGCGAUUCUCCAUCUUGGGAACAUUGAAUUUUCAAAAGGGAAGGAAAUGGACUCGUCUGUGCCCAAAGAUGAGAAGUCUUUGUUUCAUUUGAGAACUGCAGCUGAGCUGUUCAUGUGUGAUGUGAAGGCGUUGGAGGAUUCCCUCUGUAAACGAGUUAUUGUAACUCGUGAUGAAACUAUCACCAAGUGGCUGGAUCCAGAAGCUGCUGCUGUCAGUAGAGAUGCUUUGGCAAAAACUGUAUAUUCAAGAUUGUUUGACUGGCUAGUGGAUAGGAUUAAUAAUUCCAUAGGCCAAGACCCAAAUUCAAAAUCAUUAAUCGGGGUGCUGGAUAUCUAUGGAUUUGAGAGUUUCAAGACUAACAGCUUUGAACAAUUUUGUAUUAACCUGACAAAUGAGAAACUUCAGCAGCAUUUCAAUCAGCAUGUCUUCAAAAUGGAACAAGAAGAGUAUAAAAAAGAAGAAAUUAACUGGAGCUACAUCGAAUUCAUUGACAAUCAAGAUGUCUUAGAUCUAAUUGAGAAGAAACCAGGUGGUAUUAUAGCACUUCUUGAUGAAGCUUGCAUGUUUCCCAGAUCAACUCAUGAAACAUUUGCCCAAAAGCUUUAUCAAACAUUCAAGAACCAUAAGCGUUUCAGCAAGCCUAAAUUAUCUCGUUCUGACUUUACAAUUUGCCAUUAUGCUGGUGAUGUCACCUAUCAAACUGAUUUGUUCCUUGAUAAAAACAAAGAUUAUGUUAUUGGUGAACAUCAGGCGCUCAUGAGUGCUUCAAAAUGCCCCUUCGUUUCAAAUUUGUUUCCACAAUCAUCUGAUGAAUCAUCAAAACAAUCAAAAUUCUCUUCGAUCGGCUCCAGGUUUAAACAACAAUUGCAAUCAUUGCUUGAAACUCUGACUCACACUGAGCCUCACUAUAUUCGCUGUGUAAAGCCUAAUAAUUUGCUUAAGCCAGCUAUAUUUGAAAAUCAUAAUGUUCUGCAACAACUUCGUUGUGGGGGAGUGAUGGAAGCAAUUAGAAUAAGUUGUGCUGGAUAUCCCACUCGGAAGCCUUUCUAUGAAUUUAUGGAUCGCUUUGGUAUCCUUUCACCAGAAGUUUUGGAUGCGAGUAUGGAUGAGGUCACUGCAUGCAAAAAGCUUCUUGAGAAAGUGGGACUUCGAGGCUACCAGAUUGGUAAAACAAAGGUCUUUUUAAGAGCUGGGCAGAUGGCAGAGCUGGAUGCUCGCAGAAUUGAGGUAUUAGGAAGAUCUGCAAGUAUAAUCCAGAGGAAAUUCCGUUCUUACAUGGCUCGUAAAGGCUUUACAUUGUUGCGUAACUCAGCAAUACAGAUGCAAUCUGCAUGCAGAGGAGAACUUGAUAGGCGAGUAUAUAAUAGCUUGCGGAGAGAAGCAUCUUCGCUUAGGAUCCAGAGAAAUCUGCGUAUGCAUCUUGCUAGGAAGGCUUACAAAGAAUUGUGCUCCGCUGCUGUUGCUAUUCAGACAGGCAUGCGUGGGAUGUGUGCACGUGAUGAGCUUCGCUUCAGAAGGCAGACAAGGGCAGCUAUGGUCAUUCAGACCCAAUGUCGCACAUUCUUAUCCCAGUCCAAUUACAAGAAACUGAAGAAAGCUGCAAUUACUACACAAUCUGCUUGGAGAGCCAGAAUUGCACGCAAAGAACUCCGAAAACUAAAGAUGGCUGCACGGGAGACUGGUGCUCUGCAAGCUGCAAAGAAUAAAUUAGAGAAGCAAGUUGAAGAAUUGACUUGGCGGCUACAGCUGGAGAAACGCAUGCGGGCUGACGUGGAAGAAGCAAAAACACAAGAAAAUGUGAAACUACAAUCAGCUUUGCAAGAUCUGCAAGUUCAGUUCAAGGAAGCUAAAGAAAUGCUUCUGCAAGAGCGUGAAGUUGCAAAGAAGGCAGCAGAGCAAAUCCCUAUCAUAAAGGAAGUCCCCAUUAUUGACCAUGAAAUGAUGAAUAAGAUUACUGCUGAAAAUGAGAAACUAAAGGGUAUGGUUUGCUCUCUAGAAAAGAAAAUUGGUGAAGCAGAGAAAAAAUUUGAAGAAACAAAUAAACUGAGUGAACAGAGAUUGAGGCAGGCAAUGGAGGCAGAGUCUAAAAUUGUUCAGUUGAAGACUGCCAUGCAAAGGCUUGAAGAAAAAGUUUUGGAUUUGGAAUCGGAGAAGCAAAUUCUUCAGCAUCAAGGCUUGAUGACAUCAGCUAAGCAGGUGUCGUCACCUUUAACUCUGUCCAAGAUAUUGGAAAAUGGCCACCAUCUGAAUGAGGAAAGCAAUGCCAGUGAAUCACCAAGUGGGUCGCCAGCUAAAAAAUUUGAAACCCCUGAUAGCAAGUUAAGAAAACCUCCAAUUGAUCGACCACAUGAGGAUGUUGAUGCGCUCAUUAACUGUGUGAUGAAGGAUGUGGGCUUCAGUCAGGGAAAGCCUGUUGCAGCAUUUACCAUUUACAAAUGCCUCCUCCAUUGGAAAUCUUUUGAAGCUGAAAGGACUAGUGUGUUUGACCGUCUCAUUCAGAUGAUUGGUUCAGCCAUUGAGAACCAAGACAGCAAUGACCACAUGGCUUAUUGGCUAUCAAACACUUCUACAUUGUUGUUCUUAAUCCAAGAAAGUUUGAAACCUGCUGGUUCAGUUGCUGCAACUCCUGUACAUAAAACUCCAACAUCCCUGUUUGGCAGAAUGGCAAUGGGAUUUCGCUCAUCUCCUUCUACCGCCAAUAUUAAUGCUGCUGCUGCAGCAGCAGUACUUGUUGUGCGCAAAGUUGAAGCCAAAUACCCAGCUUUGCUUUUCAAGCAGCAGCUUAUAGCAUAUGUUGAGAAGAUAUAUGGAAUUAUUCGAGACAAUUUGAAAAAGGAGUUGGGAUCACUGCUUUCCUUGUGUAUACAGGCACCUAGGACCUCUAAAGGAAAUGGACUAAGAUCUGGACGGUCAUUUGGCAGAGAUUCUCAGACAAAUCACUGGCUGGGGAUCAUUGAAUGCCUCAACUCCCUUCUCUGCACAUUGAAAGAAAAUUUUGUGCCUCCUAUUCUUGCUCAGAAGAUAUUUACUCAAACGUUCUCAUACAUCAAUGUACAACUUUUUAACAGUCUUCUUCUACGUCGGGAGUGUUGUACAUUCAGCAAUGGGGAAUACGUAAAAGCUGGAUUGGCUGAGCUAGAGCUUUGGUGCUGCCAGGCUAAAGAAGAGUAUGCAGGCGCUGCCUGGGAUGAACUUAAACAUAUAAGACAAGCUGUCGGGUUCUUGGUUAUACAUCAGAAGUACAGAAUAUCUUAUGAUGAAAUAACCAACGAUUUGUGUCCUAUUCUUAGUGUCCAGCAACUUUACAGAAUAUGUACUUUGUACUGGGACGAUAGCUACAAUACUCGAAGUGUAUCUCCAGAUGUCAUUUCGAGCAUGCGGGUAUUAAUGACCGAGGAUUCCAACAGUGCUGAGAGCAGCUCAUUUCUGUUGGACGACAAUUCAAGCAUCCCCUUCUCGACGGAUGAGCUUUCCAAUACACUUCAAGUUAAGGAUUUUAUUGAUGUCAAGCCUGCAGAAGAACUUCUCGAGAAUCCUAGCUUCCAAUUUUUACAUGAAUGAGGCGAACGGACCUCGAGCUCUCUUGAUUGAUUUUUUUUUCCUCGUAGUUGAAUAUAACCUGUAAAUCACUUUUCUUCACAUUUUUUUCCCAUAUAGUAGAAUUAUUUGUCUAUAAUUGUAAAAUUCCAUAGAGUACGGGUCAGGGUAUUCAUUUGGUCAGCGCUUUUCUCUAUUUUCUGGAGCGCCAUUUUCUAUUUUUUAUUUUUUUUUCCUUUUGGUUAUUGGGUGUAAAUUUUUGCUUGUAUAUUCACCCAUUAUCACCUUGUAAUAUAUCAAUUAUUGAAUCUUAUUCAUAUAUAAGUAAUUUGUCAUUGCUUUCUUUAAA